Molecule: messenger RNA, 474 nt
Organism: Paecilomyces variotii
Lineage: Eukaryota; Fungi; Ascomycota; Eurotiomycetes; Eurotiales; Thermoascaceae
Exons: 3
Source: RefSeq, a predicted model, not a curated record
GCCCCCGCCUCAUUCUGCAAAUGCACCUGUUUCUCCAACAGCACAAUCAUCCAACUCGGCCCCGCGGACCCGCGCACCUCAUCCGUGCUCCCUGACCUGGAACGACGAAACGGGAACGUUUCGAUCCCAAUCCCCUCCGAUUCGACGGCUGGUACGGAUCUAUCGUCAUCGUCAUCGUUCUUGGAAACCCGUGAAAAGGACAAGAAGUACCGGGCGCCGAACUGUAAUGAUUGUAAUCGGAAAUUCUGCCUCGAUUAUAAUUUGCCGAUCUGUAAGGGCGCGAAGGAGGAGGAUGUUUUUACGACUUGUUUUCAGCGAGAUUCCAGAAAAGAUGAGGCGGUAGUCUUUAUUUUCAUUUUCGCGACGGGAGGUCUACUUGCCUGGGCGGCUGUGAAGCCGUGGGCACAGAAAUGGCUUGAGGCAGCAAGAGAAAGGAGAUCCUACGCUCCCGUUUCGGAGAGCGGGGAUAACUGA